UCGCUUUGCAUCUGUCUCUAGCAAACCUGAUCCAUCCCCGCUCACUUUUGUCCGAUGGCGCUGCCGAACCAAGCCCCGGCCGAGAGCAGGAAUCCGAGGCGGCAGCUCAUUGUGGAAACUGAAGAAUUAGCACUUCUUAACCAAUCACUCUGAAGCUUUGAUUCUUCCCUGAGGCCUCUCAAGUUUUCUUCUUUGGAUAAUUUCUUUCUGCAGAGUGAGAUCUUUUUUCCAGUUCAGCCAUGACGACCUCAGCCUUGCGUCGACAAGUGAAAAACAUUGUGCACAAUUAUUCUGAAGCAGAAAUCAAGGUGCGUGAGGCCACCUCCAAUGACCCCUGGGGACCCCCCAGCUCUUUAAUGUCUGAGAUUGCUGACUUGACCUUCAAUACAGUGGCUUUUGCAGAGGUCAUGGGUAUGAUCUGGAGACGGCUGAAUGACAGUGGCAAGAACUGGCGUCAUGUCUACAAGGCCCUGACUCUUCUGGACUACCUCAUUAAAACAGGCUCAGAGAAGGUGGCUCAUCAGUGCCGGGAGAAUCUGUAUACCAUUCAGACUUUAAAGGAGUUCCAGUACAUAGACCGUGAUGGCAAAGACCAGGGCAUCAAUGUUCGUGAAAAGGUGAAGCAGGUGAUGAGCCUGCUGAAGGAUGAAGACAGGCUGAAGCAGGAAAGAGCCUACGCCCUGAAAACCAAAGAGCGGAUGUCCGUUGAAGGGAUGGGCAUUAGCAGCAGCAAUAGCAACAGCCACCAGCUUGCCUAUGGACGGCGGGCCUCACAGUAUGGCGAUGAUUACAGCAGAUCAAGAGGUUCUCCAUCCUCCUUUAAUUGUGAGUACUGCAAAGCUUCUUCAUCAUCACCUCGGUUCAACUCUGACCUGGAGCAGGCGAGGCCACAGACCACUGGUGAAGAGGAGCUCCAGCUCCAGCUUGCCCUGGCAAUGAGUCGAGAAGAAGCAGAAAAGCAGCCACUUCCUCCAGUCUCCAGCACAGAUGAAGAUUUGCAAUUACAGAUAGCGCUUACCCUGAGCAAACAAGAGCAUGAGAAGGAAGUUAAGGCAUGGAAAGGAGAAAAUUCAUUACUACAAAAGGCACUGGAAGAAAGUAACUUGGGUGUUGAGGAAGUUGAAGAAGAUGAUAAGGGAAAGAAAACACAGUCUUCUGUGUUGGAGCUGGCAGACAUUUUUGGACCAGCACCAGUCACCUCUACCCAUACUUCUGCUGACCCAUGGGAUAUUCCAGAUACCAAAUCUCCCGUGGAAUCAACAGGAACAUCAUGGGGUCCUUCUGCAGACCCUUGGGUGCCAUUACCUUCGGAGGAUCCUCUGACUCACUCUUCUGCUGGUCAAGCUUCUUCCAGCCCCUGGAAUCUUCCUCCUGUCUCUUCUGCCUCUGAUCCAUGGGGGAUAAAAUCAUUGCCUUCAGACAAUAGUACAUUUGACUUGUUUGCAAAAUUACCCGAAUCUGUGGACCAACCAGAACAUGAAAGUUCUCAGGCCUCGUCUUCUGUGAAAGCCAACAGCUCUGGAGAUGUGGAUCUGUUUGGUGACUUUAUUCCAAGCACCGCCGAGAAUGGAAUUCAAAAUAAAGAUAUUUUUGAUAUUACAAGUUUAGGAGAUUCUUUACCUGAUUCAAAGGACAACAAAACACCAGAGACCUUUCUUGGCCCCAAUGCCUCUUCCUUGGUUAACUUGGAUUCCUUGGUUAUUGUCCCCCAGAGCGUGAAGUCACGUAAUCCAUUUCUGGCAGGACUCAGUGCCCCUUCACCUACCAAUCCGUUUAAUGUUGAUCAGCCCAAACCAACUCUCAAUCAGAUGCGGACCAACUCCCCAGUGCCUAGUGUUCCUAUGGGGAUGCCAAUGAACUCUAUGACCUACAGUGCUUCUCUCCCUCUUCCGCUCAGUAGCAUCCCCUCAACGAUAACUCUCCCAGCCUCUGUGAGUGCCUUCCCUCAGGCUGGAGCAGGGCCUUUCCCAGAGCUACCUGGCAACCUGCCUCAACCUCUCCUACCACUCUCUGGCUCGAUCCCACCACCAUUAGCUUCACAAAGCGUGCCUGUCUCUCAGUCUCAAAUCCAGUCUGCAAAAUGGUGGAACUCAGCAACAUCAAACCCACUCCAGAACACUUGAAUGAACAUGAGAAAGCUUGGACUAUCUUGCAUGGUGGCAAAGGACUUUGUUAAUGUGUUUGGGAACUCUAUCCAUGAGAACCUUAAUAUUGGGCUUGAUGGCCUGGAUGCCUUUCAUUCAAGCUUAGAGUUGCUUUGAAAACAUUUGAUAUUUGUAAGCUUCUUUCAGUGAGUCUCUCCCCCGCCCAAGGUCUUCUAGGAUUAUUAUUGAAUGGAUGUGGUAUAAACCAGAAUGCUAGAAUACUGGUGGUAGAGCGUAAGCAUCCCAGAUACCAGCUGUGUCUUAAUUGACAAUUUCACUCAGCAUGCCAAUACAAGUUACAUCUGCAGGAUAUGAUGACUGUGGAGCACUGAUUCAGCUGCAAUGGGAGAGAAAUCAGGGCCACCCACGGAGAGCAAUCAUUGGGGCUUUUUAGCCUGUAUGUAAACACAAUGCAAUCAUACCAAUACAGAUUUUCAACCUAUAUAAAAUAAUGGGGGUGAUGAGAGAGUAAGAGGCCAAUAAAAAGCUCAAAUGUACUUGGUAAUUUAGAAUGUUUUACAUGCUCCUUUUAAGUGUUUAGUUAUAAGCAAGGGCAGGGGGCACGAGUGAGACUGCAAGAGUAAGCACGAAUGUACACAAAACAUCAAUCCCCUCCCCUAUUUACUUCUUUUAUUUCUACAUAUUGCUCCGAUUGGAACUGACUUUUGUGCUAUCUUUGAUCAUCGUGUAUUCUGAGUUAAAGUAAGAAUUUUUGCUUCCAUGCUCAAGGAGUAGAGGUUUUUCAUCCUGUUUGGCCGAUUCUAAAAUGUUCAGCAUAAACGUCCACCAAUGCAGUAGUAUUUUAAGAAAGCCACGGUGAUGUCAAAAUGACAUGUGUUCAGUGAAACUGGCUCCCCCAUUGACUUUGCUUCUCAGAAAGUUGCAAAAGGUGAUCACAUGAUCUGGGGACGCUGCAACCAUCAU
Molecule: messenger RNA, 3068 nt
Organism: Thamnophis sirtalis
Lineage: Eukaryota; Metazoa; Chordata; Lepidosauria; Squamata; Natricidae
Gene: EPN3
Product: epsin 3
Biological process (GO): endocytosis
Cellular component (GO): endosome; plasma membrane; clathrin vesicle coat
Molecular function (GO): clathrin binding; phospholipid binding
Source: RefSeq, a predicted model, not a curated record